Priceomyces carsonii is the source of this 669-nucleotide messenger RNA. RefSeq lists its product as uncharacterized. The record is from RefSeq and is a predicted model, not a curated record. NCBI's taxonomy places the organism in Eukaryota, Fungi, Ascomycota, Pichiomycetes, Serinales, Debaryomycetaceae. Bases 1 to 669 code for a protein of 222 amino acids. The transcript has a single exon.
AUGAAAGAGGAAAUAACUAAACUUCAAUCAAGAAUUAAGUCACUUGAGCAAACUGAGGACAAGUUCGAAGCAUUGAAAGUUAAUUUUGAUUCAGCAAAUCUAAAAGUAAUCGACUUUCAAAAGAAGAUGGUGCAUAUUAAAAACCAGCUUUCAAGCAUGGCCAGAGCCAGAUUUGAAUCAACGAACCAAAAGGACAAAAGAAUUUUAGAACUCCUGGGUGAGUUAGAAUCCUCCCUUUAUACACAGUUGUAUCCAACUUCCCAAUAUAAGGAAAGUAAUGCCACUGUGGCGAACGAAAUUGACGAGCUUCGAACAUCUCUCUCGAACAAGCUACUAUAUGAAAAUAAGGGACUAUAUCACAAGCUCAAAGAAUUCAAAAAGACUAUAAGUUGCAAGGAAGCAAAUUUUAAAAACACUAUCAUGGUCUUGGAAAAUGAGAACAGAGAGUUAAAAUAUAACAUAUAUAGACUUACAAACACCAGCGUAGAUAAUAAGCCUGGGUUUUGCUCUAAGUCAAAAAUAAAGGGAGGGUCAAAAGAUUUACUUGAAGACUCAAAUGCAUAUAAAUAUUCGAUAAAUAGUGAUGUCCUUUUGACAGAUGAUAGUCCAGAACAGCUCAAUAAGUGUACGUUGAACAAGAGACGAAAAAUUAUUACCAAGAAGGUGUAA